AUGUUUUGCAGUAUAGCAGGUAAUCUGGAGGAUACGUUCAAGCUCUUAGUUCAUACUUUGUGUGUCGAGGAAAUCAUGGAUAUUAAGAUUGUCCCUUCAUCGCUUGCUGAGAUUGCACCUUUUCUUGGUGUUGCUGAUGAAAUUAAAUCGGAAAAUCCGAGGGUUGCCUACUGUUGUCGGUUAUAUGCCUAUGAGAAAGCUGAGAGACUAGAUCCAGAAUCAGCUGGCCCUGGUGUUCAUCAAUUCAAGAUUUCCCUGCUUCAGCAGCUAAAACAGGAAGAUCUACAAACAUCACGAGGACCAAGAAUAAACAAUGAUGCUCAUGAAAUGCAGAACUUUUAUCGGCAGUAUUUUCAGAAGGACAUUCAACCCUUCCAAAAUUCAGAAGAAGCUUAUCGUACCCUCUAUCUUACAAAAGCUUAUCAAAUUGCUAAAGUUCUAUUUACGGUUCUGAAGUCAGUCAGUCUUUUCAAUUCUGUUAAGGUGCCAGAGGAGAUAUUGAAAGCACAUGAUUUUGUAGUUGCGAAGGCAGGAAUAUACACUCGGGAUAUAUUUCUACUUGAACCUGAAACUUCAGAACAAAAGAUAUUUCUAGCGCACUCAAAUGUUACUGAGAACGCAGAAAUGCAUACUGAUAAUAUACUUCCAGUUGAGCCUGGAAGUUCAAAUCAAGAUCUGCUAAGAUAUCCAGAGAUGAAACAACUAAACCGUUGUAGAAUCCCCCUGGAGGCUAUAAAAGAUAAAACUCGAGCACAACGACCUGCAAUUGCUGACGUUGUAUUCCAACUUAAGGUGGCUAUGAAAUUUCAAGAGUUAGAAGAUGAGGAAGAUGAAUUCUACCUUAGUGGAUACAUGAAGGAAGCUUUAUCCUUACAUACAGAAACAAUUAGAUAA
Lactuca virosa is the source of this 894-nucleotide messenger RNA. NCBI's taxonomy places the organism in Eukaryota, Viridiplantae, Streptophyta, Magnoliopsida, Asterales, Asteraceae. The record is from the annotation of a GenBank genome assembly.